Falco peregrinus (peregrine falcon) is the source of this 15108-nucleotide messenger RNA. It is a transcript of the gene DGKH, whose product is annotated as diacylglycerol kinase eta. Gene Ontology annotation, biological process: intracellular signal transduction; lipid phosphorylation; diacylglycerol metabolic process. NCBI's taxonomy places the organism in Eukaryota, Metazoa, Chordata, Aves, Falconiformes, Falconidae. The record is from RefSeq and is a predicted model, not a curated record. Gene Ontology annotation, molecular function: ATP-dependent diacylglycerol kinase activity; protein binding. The coding region runs from base 457 to 4182 and encodes 1241 amino acids. The transcript has 31 exons.
GCCCCGGCGGGGCGUCAGCGGCUCCCGGCGCACCAGGGGGACCCCCCGCGCCUCGGGGAGCGCCCUCGCCCGCGGCCCCGCCGCGGCGGCUGCAAACCGCCUCACGCCCCAGGCGAUUUGCCCGUGAUCCGCUGGGCUUCCCGGGGCGGGUGUGCGGGGAGCCCCCGGCGGCGGCGAUGAUGUGAGCGGCGCGGCAGCUGCAGGCCGGUUCCCUCGGGAGCCGGGGCUGAGCCCGGUGGCCGUGGGAGGGAGAGGAGCCGGGCGGGGAGGGAGGAGGGGGCCUGGACGGGGCCGGGGGAGAAAAAGGGAGGAGCGGGGCCGGGGUGGGGGGAGAGAGAGCGGCGCGGGGGGAGCGCUGCCAGCCGGAGGAGCGGCAGCGGCGGGAGCAGCCCGGCGUAACCUGCUCCGCCGCCCGCCGGCGCCCUCCCCGCGGAGGCAGGGACCUGCUGCCGGGUGAUGGAGGAGCAUGGUUACCCUUCCUAUAGCGCCCGCAGCCCCGCCUGGGAGGAACUGGAGUCCGGGAAGAUGGCCGGGGCCGAGUCGGGGAUGAGCGGCGCCGGGGUCCCGCAGCAGCCCCAGCCCCCGGCGGCGGCGGCGGGGCCGGCGGACGAGUCGUCGGACAGCGAAGGGGAGCACGAGGGCCCCCAGAAACUCAUCCGGAAAGUGUCCACCUCGGGCCAGAUCCGCAGCAAGACAAGUAUAAAAGAAGGAUUACUACUGAAGCAAACCAGUUCCUUUCAGAGGUGGAAAAAGCGUUAUUUCAAACUUCGAGGUCGUACCCUUUACUAUGCUAAGGAUUCAAAGUCUCUAAUAUUUGAUGAAGUUGACCUGUCAGAUGCCAGCGUAGCUGAAUCGAGCACAAAAAAUGUCAACAACAGCUUCACGAUAAUCACUCCAUUUAGGAGGCUGAUAUUGUGUGCUGAGAACAGAAAAGAAAUGGAGGACUGGAUAAGCUCUCUGAAGUCUGUUCAGUCCAGAGAACACUAUGAGACCGCACAGUUUAAUGUGGAACAUUUCUCAGGGAUGCAUAACUGGUACGCCUGCUCCCAUGCCCGACCUACCUUCUGUAACGUGUGUAGAGAGAGCCUCUCUGGAGUCACUUCUCACGGCCUGUCUUGUGAAGUGUGUAAGUUUAAAGCACAUAAAAGAUGUGCUGUCCGAGCAACAAAUAACUGCAAAUGGACCACAUUAGCCUCAAUUGGAAAAGACAUCAUCGAAGAUGAAGAUGGUAUAGCUAUGCCUCACCAGUGGUUAGAGGGUAAUCUGCCUGUCAGUGCCAAAUGCGCAGUCUGUGACAAGACUUGUGGCAGUGUUUUACGCCUGCAAGAUUGGAAGUGCCUUUGGUGUAAAGCUAUGGUUCACACUGCCUGUAAAGAUCUGUAUCCUCGUAAAUGUCCACUUGGCCAAUGUAAGGUAUCGAUCAUACCUCCAACAGCACUAAACAGUAUAGACUCUGAUGGUUUCUGGAAAGCCACAUGCCCGCCAUCCUGUGCCAGUCCUCUUUUAGUUUUUGUUAACUCAAAGAGUGGAGACAAUCAGGGAGUAAAGUUUCUUCGUCGAUUCAAACAGUCGUUAAAUCCAGCUCAGGUGUUCGAUUUAAUGAAUGGAGGACCUCACUUAGGUUUGCGGUUAUUUCAGAAGUUUGACAACUUCAGGAUUCUUGUGUGUGGUGGUGAUGGAAGCGUGGGUUGGGUCUUGUCAGAAAUUGAUAAGCUCAGUUUGCACAAACAGUGUCAGUUAGGAGUGUUACCCCUUGGUACUGGAAAUGACCUUGCUCGUGUCCUCGGUUGGGGAGGAUCCUGUGAUGAUGAUACGCAACUUCCUCAGAUUUUGGAAAAACUAGAACGAGCCAGCACAAAAAUGUUAGACAGGUGGAGUAUAAUGUCAUAUGAACUGAAAUUACCAGCAAAGCCUUCUAUUCUUCCAGUAACUGCAGAAGAGUCGGAGGAAUGCCAGAUAUCUGCUUAUGAGGACUCAGUUGCUGCUCAUCUUGCAAAAAUUCUCAAUUCUGAUCAGCACUCAGUUGUCAUAUCAUCUGCCAAAAUAUUAUGUGAAACUGUAAAGGACUUCGUUGCCAAAAUAGGGAAGACUUACGAAAAGCCAAUGGAAAAUACAGAGGAAGCUGAUGCCAUGGCCGUUAAAUGCUCUGAGUUAAAUGAGAAGCUAGACCUAUUGCUCCAGGCUCUUCACACAGAAGCCCAGGCUGCUCCCAUCCUCCCAGGCAUCACUCCGCCCAUUGUGGAAGAAGAAGCAGAGGAGUUUUCAAGUGAAGAAUCCUUAUCUGAAAGUAAAGAGCAAUUAGCAGAGUGUGUCUCAAAGUCUUCCACACAGAAACUCUUCAAACCAAGGGAACAGUUAAUGCUCCGGGCAAACAGCUUGAAGAAGGCUGUAAGGCAGAUCAUUGAACAAGCAGAAAAAGUCGUGGAUGAGCAGAAUGCUCAUAGUGAAGAACAAGUGAACCAGUCUUCACUAGAAUAUAGCAAAGAAUUGGAUGAAUCCAAAGAAGAGGAAAAAGAGGAAGAUACAAAGGAGCUUGAGUCCCCAUCAAUUAAAACUGCACCAAGAUCUCCAGAUCGACGUACAAGCCGAGGUAUCCAUUCUCAGACGGGCUCUUUCUCUGCUCCAGCUUUGGCUGCAAGCAAGGAAAACCUUCCAGUGCUUAACACUAGGAUUAUCUGCCCAGGUUUGAGGGCUGGUCUCGCUGCUUCUAUUGCAGGAAGUUCAAUUAUUAGCAAAAUGUUGCUAGCAAACAUCGAUCCAUUUGGUGCUACACCAUUUAUCGACCCGGAUCCAGAUUCCCUGGAGGGAUAUUCAGAAAAAUGUGUCAUGAACAACUACUUUGGAAUUGGAUUAGAUGCAAAAAUUUCACUAGAAUUUAAUAACAAGCGAGAAGAGCACCCUGAAAAGUGCAGAAGUCGGACGAAAAACAUGAUGUGGUAUGGAGUUCUUGGCACAAAAGAGCUACUGCAGAGAACUUACAAGAACUUAGAACAAAAAGUUCAACUUGAGUGUGACGGACAGUACAUCCCCCUUCCAAGUCUGCAGGGCAUAGCUGUGCUAAACAUUCCCAGCUAUGCUGGUGGGACUAAUUUCUGGGGUGGAACCAAAGAAGAUGAUAUAUUUGGGGCUCCAUCAUUUGAUGAUAAAAUCUUAGAAGUUGUUGCUGUAUUUGGCAGCAUGCAGAUGGCAGUUUCAAGAGUCAUCAAACUCCAGCACCACAGAAUAGCCCAGUGUCGGUCAGUAAAGAUCACCAUACUUGGUGAUGAAGGGGUUCCUGUGCAAGUCGAUGGAGAGGCAUGGAUCCAGCCCCCAGGAGUUAUUAAGAUCAUACAUAAAAACAGAGCUCAGAUGCUAACGCGAGACAGAGCCUUUGAAAACACCCUGAAGUCUUGGGAAGACAAACAGAAGUAUGAUUCCUGUAAGUCUGUCAUUCGAUCUCCCUUGUACCCUCAGCAGGCUGUUGAGUUGGCUACAGAAGAAGAGGUUGCACAGAUCCAGCUGUGCUCACAAGCUGCAGAAGAGCUUAUCACCAGGAUCUGUGAAGCAGCAAAAAUACAUGGCCUCUUGGAGCAGGAGCUUGCUCAUGCUGUUAAUGCAUGUUCACAUGCAUUAAAUAAAGCCAACCCAAGGUUUCCUGAGAGCCUUACCAGAAACACUGCCAUGGAAAUAGCGGUCAAUGUGAAGGCCCUACAUAAUGAAACUGAAUCUCUGCUAGUAGGAAGAGUUCCUUUGCAGUUAGAAGCUCCCCAUGAAGAACUGAUGUCUGAUGCUUUGCACAGCGUGGAAAUAGAGUUGAGAAAGCUUGCUGAGAUUCCUUGGCUUUAUUAUGUUUUUCAACCAAAUGAUGAUGAGGAUCCUCCUCUGGAUUACGCUAAAAGAAACAACAGAAGUACAGUGUUUCGCAUAGUGCCAAAGUUUAAAAAAGAAAAAGUUCAGAAGCAUAAGACCAGCCCUCAGCCUGUUCAAAAAUGGGGCACAGAUGAAGUUGCUGCUUGGCUGGAUCUGCUCAGUUUGGGAGAGUACAAAGAAAUCUUCAUCAGCCAUGACAUCCGAGGCUCUGAGCUUUUACAUCUGGAAAGGCGAGAUCUUAAGGACCUGGGGAUAACGAAAGUGGGUCAUAUGAAGCGAAUUCUCCAGGGAAUUAAGGAGGUCGGCAAGAACGCUCCUUUGUCCGAAGUGUAGUUAUGCUGGUGCUCUCCCUAGAGAGAAAGGAAAGUUGCUGGAGAAGCAAAGCUGUUGCAGGCACUUAGCUGUCUUUAUAGUUUACUCUAUGGAAAAAUAAGCACUGGUGUUUGUACAGGCUAGUAUCUGAAUUCUUGUGUGGUGAAGAGCUUGCUGUGAUAGUAUGAAAGGAUUUGUGCCAAAAAAAAAAAAAAAAAAAAAAGGAACAAGUGGUAUGUUUUGCGAAGACAUUUUCUUGGUGUGCCAACUUGGCCAGUUUGGAUAAGCACAUUUUGAUAAAUCGAUUGGUUUAUGGUGAACUGCGCUCACUGGAAAAUAUAAUCAAGAAAUGAUUGCUUUGCUUACAUGCAGCUUAGUAUGCCUCUUCUUAUGCUGCAGCAAGAUACCAUUGUACAGCACGAGGUUGUCUGGUUAUCCUUCCGAGGCGUAGCUCCGUAAAACCUUCUGUGCAGGAGACCGAGAGGUUUUGGAGCUUCAACACAUGAGCCUAGCAGUGCCACAGGUACCCAGCACUUGCUGGCCACACAGAAGGGGGGAGAGAUACCUUGCGAUACCAUGAAUGCAAACUGUAAUGCAUGGUAUGCCUGCCUGAAUUAUCUGUUGUUCUGUUGCAUGACACAUCUGAUACUUUAAACACUUGAACAACUUUUAUAUCAGUUUGAAUGAGGUUUAAUCUAUUACUACUUGAGUGUCUUUUUUAUUUUCAGUUUCAGGCACUUUUCUAUUCUUCAGUGUUGUGUUAUGCCUAAAAUGUGUUCUACAGCAAAGGAUGUGUGGGUGUGGAAACUUAGCAUUUGUGCCAUAUUCAGCAGAUUAUAUGCAUUAUAUAUGAUUGAAACAGUGUACAGUUAGAUUUUAAAAUAUACCAUGUACAGAAGGUAUAUCAGGUAACUAACUUAUGAGUAUUCUUGAAAGACUGGUACCUCACAAAAAUAUCAGUUGGCUUCCUGCAUGGAAAAUGAUAAAGAAUUUUCUCAUGGUGCAUUUUGAUGUAGUCAUUCAGUUAUCUUACACAUCUGUAGCAUAUUUGAACUUCUAGGCACUAAUGAUUUUAUUUAUUCUGUUGUUCAAAAGGCAGAUUGAAAGAUUAAUGGAAAUUUUUUAUAGGAAAAUUCAUUUAUUUAUCAUACAUAAGAGUUCUAAAAUGUAGCAGCUAAUUUGAUUUUUGUGGGGUAAGCUUUUACUCAUUGCUAAUUAAUUGUUAAUUUAAAAAGUCUCUGUAUGCAUUUCUUUACAAAGGCAUCAACUUGUUUCUUGUCAGCACUCCUACAUUGGUAGAUCAUAAAAUAUAAAAUACAAGCUCUAAGGUUUUCCACUAUGCAUGCAAAGAUGAAUCACAUGCAAGGUAGUAAUCCAUGAGUGUAAACAGGUUAAAAAAUGAAAACCAUCUUUGUUUAGAAAUUGCAUUAGACCAGAGUUUAUAAGGUUAUUUACAAUUUACUUAAAUGAAACAUAGCUUCAUAAUUGAUUUUCCUGGUUAAUUUUUCACAAAAAAUAUUAAUCUAGUAGAAAAAUAACUUGCAUAUAGCUAAAAAAAAAACCUACUUAAAUGUUUGAGAUGAAAUUAUAUUGUACCACAGAAAACUUGCACAGGAUUGCUGUCUCCUUCCUGUUCCUAACAUGUCAUUGCGGCAUGAGGAACACUUGACUUUUACUUAAGUAGCUUUGACAUUUCUGACUGGUUAAAGAGUAUCUUGAUAUAUAUUUAUGUUUUCCUUGUAAGCAUCAGAGUAAGGUUUCAUUUCUUCUUCCCAAAGCUUAUUUUCCCCAUUCAAAGGGGCCAAUGUCAAGUACUACAUCCUGGUUUUGCCCUCCCGUUCUCAUGAGUAUGAUGGGCAUCGUCCCUUGGAAAAUAGAUGGGUAUUGUCCCCUGGAAAGUAAAAUCUAUUCCCCUCAUUGCUCUACUGAAAAAAAAAAAAAAAAAUAAUCAAAAGGAGCAAACCAGGCCUCAUUUAUAUCCACUUAUAGUACUAUGUGCUCUUGCUGCUGUAGGCUCAACAGGCACCAUUCUGGGAGCUCUGUGGACAUAACUGAUUGUUCUGGUAAACGAACAAAAGUAAAAGGCUAUGUUCCAUUAGGUUUUCCAUAAAAACCAAACCAAAAUCCCUUUGCCAAGUGACAUGAUUUUCAUGCUGUUUUAUGAAAAGCAUAUGGAAACAAUGGAAAGUUAGGCAAACAGUGGUAGAUUAUAAAUAUUUAUUAAUGUACUUGACAUUCACCCCUUUAAUGAUGUUCAGAUGGCAUCUGUCAAGUCUUCGCAAGUUGUAUUUCUUUUUCUCUUUGUUUCUCUGUAAGCUACGUUCUAUUUUAAUGUGUGGCAGCAUUCUAAAAUACAAAUGUUACGGUAGAUGGCAUAGUUAAUCUUCCUGGUUGAUUCAAAGACAUAAUACAUUGAAGAACUUUCUUUGCUUUCCUGACUGUAGGAUACACUCUCUUUACAACUUUCAGCCUUGCUAUACGCAACGUUAAGAUGGGCUAUGGAACAGGAUCUCUUCAGAUCACUGUAGAGUCUACGCUGAGUAUAUUAAAAAAUUGGGAGCUGCUUUUAGGCAGGGAAAAUGGGCAAAUAUUGUUUGUAAUGCUACUUUCUUAUGGCACUCCUCAAAUUACCUCAGUAUAGGACAACUGAUGAAUUGUCUUUGUAUAGUUCAUUUUUUUUAGAUGACCACCAAAGAAUUUAAUAUUGAUUGUCCUAAGCAGAAGGGUUUUUUUAAACGUGCAAGUAGGAAAAAAAAAUUAUAAGCAUCAUUUAUGCUGUAUUUAUUAGAUGCCCAGAAGAGCAAAUUUUAUGCAACUUUAUGCCUUAGACGAGUGUUGGCUAUGAAAUCCAAAUGCGUCUGACAAGGAGGCUCUUAACUAUUUUACAGGGUUUCUCUGCCGAGGUCAUGGGUCAUAACUGUGUUUAGUGAUGAGGCUUUUCUAAAAAAAAGACUUUUGAACACAUUGUUACUAUCUCAUGAUUAUUGUAAUUUCCAAGUAUUUGGGUUUUUUCCUUACUGCUGUAAAAGUCCCAGCUCCUAGAACUAAGGACACACAUAGCUACAUUUUUAAUGAACUUAAUUCUUUAUAAUUUUAUCCUGAUGUUUAAAGUGUUUCAAAGCAUAUAUCCCAAUAUUUCAACAAAAAUAAGGUAAACACAUCCCCUGACAGUACUUAGUUUUUUAGAAAGCAAGUUAUCCCAAUAGAUCUUGUGGAGGCCUAUUCAACAUGCUAGAUUCAUCAAGACAAAAAAUCACUAUACAAAGUUCACUGGAUGAUUUUUUUAUUCCUCUAGUCAAAUAAACUUAAUUUCUGUAGUCACCCAGCAUACCUUAAAAUUUGAAAGGAAUACAAAGUGAUAGGCUUUUUUUUUUUUUUAGUGGUUGGUAUUCAUAUAGAUGAAAUGCCCUACACCUCAGAAAGGAGAAGAGGAGAAAUGCAUAUUUUAAAAUGGCAGCAAAUUGCCAAGUGCAUGUUUCUGUUUUGUCAUUUUCCAAUAGGAUUUUUCCAGUUCAUUGUAUUCAAUUGCUGUAGCAACCUCUGAUUCCAGUCAUGCAAGUAUUGCCUUUAAUGCCUAAUGCCGCCUUCUUAGAAACAGAAUGAUAUCAGGCAAAAUCAUGGUUGUAGGUGUUGGGGUUUUUUUAGAAUACUAUAAAGAAAAAACUUGUUCAAAAAUGAGUAUUUUUAUACGAUGGCAAUUGCAAAUUUUCUUUAUGAUACAUUUUUAUGUAUUUCCCCAUAACCACUAUUUUUUUCGUGAAUAUCUCUUUCAAAAAAAAAUAAUAUUUUACACGUGGAAGAACAGUAAAAGGAAAGCAUGUAAUCAAAAACCCUCCCAGGUUAUUUCAAUCCAGUAUUUCUUGCUUAGAGGCUGGAGUAAACAUGCUUGGUCCUGUAAAUAAUAAAUAGAAAUAAUCUUUCACUCUCCAUCCCUGCCCAAAGAAAUUUGUACUGCAAUGUUGUAUAGCUGUAAUUCAAACAAAAGGAAUUGAUUUUUUUUGUAAUGGUUCCUUUCAUAUUUUCCUACGAUCUUUAUAGAGAUAUGGAUAACCUGCCAAUUCUGACUUUUUCAUUGAACUCAGUGAUGCUAAUUCACUUAAUGAAAAUUUCAUAAUGCCUUGAUAAUGAGCAGAUCUUAUUUCAAGGGUAAAAUUAUCAGUGUUUUUCAAUGCGUCUAGUCUUCCUUUUGGGAAAACUGGCAGGAGGCCUUUUUCACAUGUAAUGGAAAAUGAAUACAUAAAGCAAAUAUGAGAGAAUGUUCCAUAGUCCUACUUUAGAAAUACAUGUAAAACUAUGUAUUGUCCAUAGAUAAUUCUACAAUGGACAUGUAAGACAAAACCCCCCACAGUGAUUCCAUUUUGCUUGAUGCUUCUUAUUAAUGAUUGGACUACUAAUGUUUACUCCUGUUUCUCCAUUGCUCUCUCUGUGCUCCUAAGUAUUGAGUUCUUGCAUGUAAGUUUGACAGCUCUGGUAACUAAUGAUCAGCAGUGCAAAAAGUCUUUGUGAAAGGUAAAGUCACAAGUGAUGUAUAUCAUUGAGGAUAACUGAGCUGGAGCAAAGUAUUUAGCUUACAGUCAGGAAAUCAUCUUGUCACUUGUGUGAGAGCCAUAUAAAAUUAUAUGACUAAUAACAUAAUUUUUUCACCCCAGUAACAUAAGUACCUCUCCACUGCAGUGUCCUGAGUAGCACAUUUAUACCAUGAGCUCUACUAUUUUUUUUUUUAUUCUGUUUUCAUAGAUUGUGUGGUUUUGGUAUGAUUUUCAUAUCAUCAAGGUUUGAUGCUGCUUAUUCUAACUGCGAAGAUUUAAUGUUUGUAGGAACUGUACAUGACUGUAUUGCUGUCUUAAGUAAAAGGAGCAUGACCUGAGGAAGCUGAGGAGUUUGGACAGGACUUAAAAUAUCUCUGCUCCCUCUUCAGAGAUGAAUGGUAGUGUCAGCGGGAUUGAUAAAGCAUCAUUUGGUAAUUACCAAUAGAAGAUCUUUACUGGUUGUAUAAAUUCCUGUAUUUAUAUAUAGAAUACAGUGUGGAACGUGAUCUUUUUUACAAAAAGAAAACAUUUUCUAGUUCUUUUCUACUACUGUUGCAUUAGGUUUAAUAGCUCUGUUAAGGGUUAGCUUACGUACUUGAAAUGCACAUUUCUGCUGUACAGAAGCCCAGUCUGUUUCUCAGCAGUUAUAUUCCAUUUGAAAGCAGUCUGGAGACUUCCAGGAGACUAUUCCUGUAGCCAGUUGGAGCUAAUACCAAAAUUCAUAGCAACUUCUGUAGGCUUAAUAGUGAUAACCCUCAAUGUUUUAACUGAAAAAAAAAAAAUCAUUUCGAAAAGGUUUUGGUUUUUUUCAGACUGUAGAAUUCAACUUAAAAUGUCACCCCCUCAUCAUCUGUAAAUAAUAAAAUAGCAGCACUGUUAACACUUCGGCAAACUAGCAAAAUGCUGGCAAAUACAGACCUGAGAGUAUUCCUGGACAAAUUGUCAUGAAUUUAGCUAUAGUGGUUAAACAACCUCCACCUUCAGAGCAGUCAACAGAAAAUUCAUAUAUGUACAUGGUAGGAUUAUAAACAUUUAUUUUAAAUAAUUGAAGACCUUGUCUCCCAGUUGACAGAAACACUUUCUAUAUAAAGUUCUUUGGGAUUUUGACUUCAUACAACCUGUUGCUUAUAUUAGUGAGGGCAGAAGAAGCUGGUGCAUAAUUUAUGUUUAACACACAGGUUCAAGCCUCUGCUGAUGUUCUCACGCUGCUUCCCAGCUCCUGUGUCUGGAUGACUUCCCAGAUGCUUGACAAGAUGAGACCCUUGACGUCUGCCCCCCCUCUUCUGUUCAGAAGAGCUGGACAGGUAGGCUAGGAGAAAGCUGUAUGAUGCUCCAGGAGACCUAGACUGACCCGGCCUUCAGGCUCCAGUCUGGCAUAGCCAUAGUGGACUAAAAUACUCUUGCAAUCCCCGCUGAGAGCUGUAUUUAGCUUGCCAUACCACUAACAAUUAGCAAUAGCUAAUGGAAUGUCCUUUAAUAGAGAUGUGUUUUGGCUAACUCCACAGCUGUCUAAGACUUCUGAAAAUACCAGAAAUUAUGGUAGCUAUUAGUAGAACAAGUAUGUAAGUGAGUAAUCUGUAUUUUAUUCUAUGGAGCAGUCGCUUUGGAAAAAUAUAUUUGUAGUAUGAUUGAAAGAUUAGUGUUAGGAUUGGAAAGAUACUGAAGGUAAAAGCAAUACAGUGCAGAGUUUAAAGUAGAAUGAAUUUGCAAAAAAGCCCCACAACUUCAUAUGAAACAAUUUUUUUAGGAAGCUGUGUUGAAUAUAGGUAUAGCUAUGUUAUAUGAGAGCAUGUGAACUGGAAGAUGAAACCAAGAAGAAAUGAACUAAAAGUAAAAUUGGUUAGUUUGUUGGAAACAGUGUGAAAAGCCAAAAAUAAAAUCCUGGCAAGUGCCCCAAAUCUCUACUAUGAAUGUUUAAAGUGAAUUAGCAUUUUAAAUCCUACCUUGAUUAAUCUAAAGUAUUAAUUGGAUAGAAAACUUUUUAAUUUAUUUAGUAACCUGACAAUGUCAUUAACAGGGAAAGAGUUACAGAUAAAACUGUCUUUCUCCCUGCAUUGGUUGAAGUAAGCUCUGCUUGGGACUAAUUCUCUCUGCAGUUACAGUCAAUUAUUAUGUGAAUGGGGAGGCUGAGGAAAGCUGUCCAGAGCUGCUUGGUCUGGCUUUUCAGGGAGGGAGAGCACGUGUGCUGACAAGUAGGGCCUGGGGGGCUCUUAAUCAGAAUUUUAAGAAUAUAUGAUUGUCUACUUGGACAGUUUGUGAAGGUUUACAAUGAGCACACAGACAUGCAGAUACUCACCGUGAAGGUUUCUAGUGCACUGUUCUCUCACAAGAUGCCAACUUUCUAUAUUGCAAUAGGCGUAUGGACGGGGGGUGAGCAAGCGGCUGCAUGGUGCUUAGUUGCCAGCUGGAGUUAAACCACAACAACCGCUUAGACAGAUUUCAGAGGAUUUUCUAUGGGCAUCUGUCAUUUGCGGUGUCUGUACUUUCUGCCCUGGAUUUCUCUCCUUAAAACGUGCACUUGGAAAAAUGGAGUCUCGUCCACCUAUAACAAAAAUUAUUAUUUUUCCCCUCAAGGAGCACAGCUUAUGAACUGCCCUGAAAUAAUUCAUUUCAUUAGCCACCUCUUACAUCAUGUCCUUUGAAUCCUAAAAGAGCUGAAACACGGGACCUCCCUAGAGCUGCCAGUUACCUAGUAAUUUAGUUUGUUGAAGAUUGUAUGUUGAGGGGAUCAUCAGAGGGCAAGACGACAUUCACAGCAGAAGAUGAGAUGUGCGAUAGAUGGGAUCUGUGCAUGAAGAGUACAAGCUGCUGGGGAGCUUGUGAGGUGAAGAGGGCCUGAUCUCUGCACCUGAGAUCUGGUCCUUCUGCAUUGCUGUCAUCACACACAAAUCAUUUAAUGACAUUUAAUACUAGCAGCUUCCUCUCUUAAUUCACAGUGAUGACAAAUAUACCAGCGAUAACAAAACUUCUACUGUCGUAACUGUACGUUCAGGGUAGAUAUUUCUUAAAUCCUGAGGGCUAUGGAAUUGCAUGAAUGUAUUUGUAGUGUAUGUUCUGGCAUUUAAAAAAGCAUUUAAUUUCAUCUAAAAGUAUUUUAAAAGUCCUGAGAGGAUCCCAGCCCAACGUGGAUGGUUUCUCUCAUUAGCUAGGCUUGUCACUUAAACUAGUACUCCAGUCAAGUACAGCUGUUAGUUCAUUCUGUAGUAACAUCCACUUACUUGCAUGAGUGGGUGCUUAAAAUGCACAUAAAAGUGUUGCAGAGAUGUGACACUGUCUAGUUUUCUGAAUAACUCUUUAUAUUUGGGUCUGAAUAGCAUUUUGCAGCAAAAAGGUGAAACACACAAUUUCCACUGAAUUGAAAAACAUGUUCAAUAGAAAAUGAAAACAUCUGACGUGAUUUGUACUGAUUUAGGUAAAAACUACGGCACGCUCAGUAGUUUCUGCCCUUCAUUUCCCCUUGGUCCUGCUCACACCACAGGAAAAUUCAUCGUCUUUGCAAACAUAUAGAUCUGUUGGGACUUAGGCAUGUGCUUACCUUUAAAUGGCAUUUUAGUCCCCCUGGGAGAUUGCUACCAUGUAUUUCAGUUUUAGCAUUUAUGUGUAAGCCUACAGAGGAUUUAGGUAGGUAGAAAUUGCUCCUCACAUAAAAGUUAUCCUCAGAUUGAUCAAUGGUAGCCUUUUAAAUGCCAUACCUAUGAAUGUUGUUCCCUUGCCAGUAGUUGCGUGUGCAUGUUUGUAGAGAUGUAGUAUCUAGUUUGUAGUCUAUAUGUGCGUGCACACCUGUACAUAUAUAUGUAUAUACAUACCCUGGUUUUGCCCAGAAUGCCAACUUGUGUGUAGAGCCAAAAAAACUUAAAACUAUACAAUGCUUGAGAUGCUGCAUUGUUUUUAUUAUAAUAUUUUUUAUAUCAGAUGAAUUGCAGGAUGUUUACAGAUGCUUAUUAAUAUUUAACUUAUACAAUGGAGUGGCAGGAUGUUUAUGAUUGUUGUCAGCUAAAGAAUUGUAUAUGAUUCUGGGUGAAAUUUUGGCUUUGUUGAAAUCCUUGGCAAAACUCCCACUGAUCUCACUGGGGCCAAGAUUAAACCCCGCUGAAUCUAUUGUUUACUGGCUAUUUUCCUACUGUGAUUUUUUUUUUUUUUUAAUGAGUGAGAUGUAUUUAUUUUUUCCCAAUGUGAAAUCUGCAGUUGCUAUUUGGAUUUUUCUACAGAGCCUGCGAACUCCAACACAGGUGGGAAUAUAUGCCUUAGAGAAUGUACAGAAUUUUUCAUUGAUCUGGUCCUUGGAUAUGUCUAAGAAAAUACCUUCUAAAAUAACUUUUGUAAGAUUUAAUACAGAAUCUUCUAAAAACAAACCACCUAUCUUACCUCUGCCCCAAAGAGGGCAUGCAGUGUGGCAGGUGAAAAUGAAGAAGUAUUUUCUGAUGAAUAAAAAGUAGGCCCUCCUAUUUUGUAUACCUGCUGAUUUCAUACUGCUCACCUGGCUCUGCAGAUCUAGAAUGAGACACUUGAAGUACCUCAUCCAAAAGUACCUUAUCGGAGGAAAAAAAAAGUUAUAUAUUAUAUGGCUUUAAACUUCUCAUCAAGACAUGGAGGUAUGUAUCUUCAGAGCCAGUCUGUAGAAUGCAUGGAUGAAUAAAAUUAUGAAAAUACUUAGUGGUAAGGCAAAUCAGACAACUGCUUGACCUUAGAGAAAUCGCUUGUUAAGAGACAGAAGGAUCAGUUCUUUAAUAGCACCAGGGAGGAAAAAUACUGUAAUGCAGCGCUUCCUAAAUCCCUUUCCAGGGUAUCUUUUAAUUGUGUAUGCUCUAAGUGUAUUCUUCCUGUAAAAAGACAUAAGGCUGUGAAACUGCUAAAUAGAUACAUCUUAAUUUCUUCAUCUAAGGCUAAAAAUACCAUCUUUAACAAGAGAUGUCAUGCACUUUGAAAUAUAUGUGUCUGGAACAGGUAAGUUUGUAUUCAUUGUAGAUAGUCCUCCCAGGGAUACAGUAGGAUUUGUAAAAUGAGUAGUUAUGCCAAUGUUAUCAAAAGCUGAAGAAAUAGCAAGCCAGCUGAAUUCCCCCAUUCAGGCUUUUUCUAAAGACACCUGUGCAAAUGCCCACCACUCCCAGGAAUCUUUUCCUAUAAUUUUGCUUUAGAAAGAAUCAUAUUCAGAUUCCUACUUCUCCCCUUGCUAAUCAGGAAGGAAGUAUGCACCUUGGUUGAACUUUCCAGGACUUUGUUGGCUAUAGAAACAGACCUCAAAAGAAUAAACAGUUGAGGCAACCAGUAGGCUCGUGGAGGAUCCACAGGACCGUGCCUGGGCUCACCAUUCUGCUGGAUCCAAUUACAGGUUUGGGGGGAAAAAGCUCCUGUUGCACUACGGCUGCUGCUGGUGGCAAACCUCCGUGGUUAUUAGUGAGAGCAGGCGGGUGCCCAAGUGGGCGGACAACUUCCCUUUUGCACGUUCGUUAUCUUUCUGUAAUUCUACUCAGUACUGGAGUUCAGGAUAUACCAUUAGUUGUCUGAAAGGCCCUGACGAGUAGAGGGUAUGUGAGGAGAUGAGGGGGGAGCGGCUGGAGGUCUGGAUUCUGCCUUUAGUUUCCUGCCGUGGAGCUGGUGCAAGACUGGGGGCAACUCACUUUAACCUUUGUGUGCCUCACUUUCUCCGCCUGUGGGAGUAAGGAUGCUUACCACCUUUGUACAGCCCCCUUGAGACCUAUAGGAAAGCACUGGUAUAUAAGCGGCUAAGUUUUACUGACACUAUUACAUGUAGUAUAAAUAAAUGACUUUUGUCCGUUACACUGCAAAAAUUGCUUUUCCUAGUUUCAGUUCUGACUAUUCGAUGACCUGCGACAUUCUGGGUAGUCAGUUUUGAAGCUUAGCGGUUGCUCUAGUACUUACAAUUACACACAUGGCGGGCUCUGUUUGCUGCAGAAAAGGGUAAAACUUUAAACUGCCUGACAAAACUUGCCAAUGAAGUAUAUCUAACAGAGCAGGGGUGUAACUUUGGCUUUAUUUACUUGUAAUAAUGGUAAGGAACAGUGAAUUUUGUUUGUUUACAUACUGUUUACAAUGGCACAGUUUUAUUUUUAAUAUAUAAAAAAAACAAUUGAGGUAUUUAUUGCAUAUACUAUUUUAAAGAUGUUUUAUGUGUUUUCACCUUUGGAAUAUAUUGUUACAUUUCCUUGUACAGAUAAUUUGGGUGGCUUUGUUAAUAUAGUUAGUAAUUUUUAUGACUACUAAGUGACCAGUUUUCCGUGCCUUUUUAUUGUUGGAUGCAUGAUUACAUAUUUAUUAUUGUAUGGAAGUCACUGAGAUGUGUAUUUUUGUAUUCUGCUGGAAGCAAUGGUUGAUUUUAUUGUACAUGAUAAGAGAUGCCUUCAUAUUGGGCACUCGUAUGAGAUCUUCCUUCUCAAAUAAACAGAAUGCAUUCAAUGUA